AUGGGCGAGGAAAAGCCAGAGACGUUGGACUUUGUCAAAGACUUCCAAGAGUAUCUCAGCCAGCAGACUCAACAUGUGAACAUGAUCUCGGGCUCCGUCAGUGGAGUCAAAGAGAUGGACGACUUACCAGCAGGUAAGCCCAGCCCAGUUUAGACCUGAGGGAAACUUGGGUCUAGUUUUAACGUUUACCCACCUUGCAAGUUAUUUGCCGACCAUUCCUGUUUGCUACACUUUUCCCGCUUCCUAAGCUAUAUCUGUAAUUGGUAGACUGUUCUGAUUAGGAGGUUGUUGUUUGCAUCGCGGAGCGGUGCCCAGGAAAUAAUUAAAUCCAAUUGUUAGACGCUACUACCCCCUCCAAAUCAAAACCAAACAUUGAUUCCAUGUUGUGUUCUCACUCCUGUUUAUUUUAGCUAAUCAGCCUUGCAAUAUGGGCACCAUGCUGCCCCAGAUGUAGCCUGAAGACCCCACCUUGAAUUCUACGUCAGGGAGAAAUGUGCGUUUGGAUCAGGAAAGUUUCCUUUCACGACCUCUACAAGCCAGAAUGUUGAAUAAAAUGAUAUUUUAACUUACUUUACCAGUUGUCCAUGUGGUUGGUCCUUUUUGCAGGUAGGAAUGUCAGACAAUAUAUCCCAGGAAAGUAUAAUUACGUCAACUUUUCAAAGUGCUGGUAGUGUGUUGAGAUUUCUAUCACCUGAAGCAUGCGCACAAGAUGAAAAUACAUUUACGAGACGCAUGCAUACUUAGCGAGUAUUUAAUGAUUCUUUCCUGUGGAUAUAUUGUCUCACAUUCCUACCUGCAAAAGGAUGAACUGCACGGACAACCGGUUAAGUAAGUUCAAAUAUAAUUUUAUUCAACAUUCUGGUUUGUAGAGCUUGUGAGAGGAAACAAAUAUAUGGCAUUAAUCACAGACCGUGAACCAGAGGUAUCACAGUCUGAUUGUCAGGCAAUCACAGACGGGAAGCAGAGGAAAUGUGUGUGCGCAAUGUGAGAACAAAACAUUGCCAUAUAUAUAUAUUCGAUUUUGAUUUGGGGAGGGGGGGUAGCAUCUAAAAACUGGAUUCAAUAGUUUAUUGUUCACUGCUUGGCGAUGCAAAUGUCACCCUCCAAUCAGUAGCUUCGGAUGCUGGACACAUGCUGUUAACUCAUGGUCAAAUGGCUGUACCUGAUUAUCUUGAACGCAGUCGCUAUGGAAUGCCCUUAGACCUCGUCUCAUUAAUUAAUGAAAUCAUUAAUCAGAGGUCUAAUAUUGGGCUACAGGUAUCAACACACAGGCUGUCAACUGACUCUUGCCCUUGUCCUCUGAGUUUUAUCCAAACUGUUUCAUGCAUGAUUCUGUUAAAAUCCAUUAAUGCGAGUGGAGUGUAAUUAUUUUUCUAAUCUUCAAUUUAAGCCUACUAGAAAGUGUGUGCCCUCAGGCCUGGAGGGAAGCAAAAGUUAUUCCUCUACCUAAGAAUAGUAAAGCCCCCUUUACUGGCUCAAAUAGCCGACCAAUCAGCCUGUUGCCAACCCUUAGUAAACUUUUGGAAAAAAUUGUGUUUGACCAGAUACAAUGCUAUUUUACAGUAAACAAAUUGACAACAGACUUUCAGCACACUUCUAGGGAAGGACAUUCAACAAGCACAGCACUUACACAAAUGACUGAUGAUUGGCUGAGAGAAAUUGAUGAUAAAAAGAUUGUGGGGGCUGUUUUGAUAGACUUCAGUGCGGCUUUUGACAUUAUCGAUCAUAGUCUGUUGCUGGAAAAACGUAUGUGUUAUGGCUUUACACUUCCAGCUAUAUUGUGGAUAAAGAGUUACCUGUCUAACAGAACACAGAGGGUGUUCCAUAAUGGAAGCAUCUCCAACAAAAUCCAGGUAGAAUCAGGAAUUCCCCAGGGCAGCUGUCUAGGCCCCAUACUUUUUUCAAUCUUUACUAACAACAUGCUAUGUAUGCGGAUGACUCAACACUAUACACGUCAGCGACUGAAAUGACUGCAACACUUAACAAAGAGCUGCAGUAAAUUUCAGAAUGGGUGGCAAGGAAUAAGUUAGUCCUAAAUAUUUCCAAAACUAAAAGCAUUGUAUUUUGGACAAAUCAUUCACUAAACCCUAAACCUAAUCUAAAUCUUGUAAUGAAGAAUGUGGAAAUUGAGCAAGUUGAGGAGACUAAACUGCUUGGAGUAACCCUGGAUUGUAUACUGUCAUGGUCAAAACAUGUUGAUACAACAGUAGCUAGGAUGGGGAGAAGUCUGUCCAUAAUAAAGUUCUGCUCUGCAUUCUUAACAGCACUAUCAACAAGGCAGGUCCUACAGGCCCUAGUUUUGUCGCACCUGGACAACUGUUCAGUCGUGUGGUCAGGUGCCACAAAAAGGGACUUAGGAAAAUUGCAAUUGUUUCAGAACAGGGCAGCACGGCUGGCCCUUGGAUAUAUGCAGAGAGCUAAUGUUAAUAAUAUGCAUGUCAAUCUCUCCUGGCUUAAAGUGGAGGAGAGAUUGACUUCAUCACUAAUUGUAUUUGUGAGAGGUAUUGAUAUGUUGAAUGCACCGAGCUAUCUGUUUUAACUACUGGCACACAGCUCGGACACCCAUGCAUACCCCACAAGACAUGCCACCAGAGGUCUCUUCACAGUCCCCAAGUCCAGAACAGACUAUGGGAGGUGCACAGUACUACAUAGAGCCAUGACUACAUGGAACUCUAUUCCACAUCAAGUAACUCAUGCAAAGCAGUAAAAGGUGAUUUAAAAAACAGAUAAAAAUACACCUUAUGGAACAGCGAGGACUGUGAAGCAACACAAACAUAGGCACAGACACAUGCAUACAAGCACACGAUAAUAAACGCACUAUACACACACCUACACAUGGAUUUUGUGUUGUAGAUAUGUGGUAGUAGAGUAGGGGCCUGAGGGCACACACUUAAUGUUGUGAAAUCUGUUGUGAAUUUAUUGUAAUGUUUAAAAAAUGUAGAACUGCCUUAAUUUUGCUGGACCCGAGGAAGAGUGGGGAUCCAUAAUAAAUAAUAAUAAUAAAAAUAAUAUGCCACUUAGCAGACGCUUUUAUCCAAAGCGACUUACAGUCAUGUGUGCAUACAUUUUUUACGUAUGGGUGGUCCCGGGGAUCGAACCCACUACCCUGGCGUUACAAGCGCCAUGCUCUACCAAUUGAGCUAUAGAUAUAUUUCUUGAACCUGUGAUGUGAUUGUUUCUGUACCUGUGCAGACUGCAGUCAGAAUGGAUUAGACCACCCCUCAGCGGAUAUGUCCCUUGAUGACGGCUCAGGGAUGCUGGUGGAUGGCUUCGAGAGAACAUAUGAUGGCAAACUCAAGUGCCGUUACUGUAACUAUGCUACCAGAGGCACAGCACGACUCAUUGAACAUAUCCGCAUUCACACAGGUGAGCUUGAAUAGGACAGAUAACAACAUGCAGAUGCUACCAGAUGAUAUAGGGCUAGAUCACUCGCUAAGCAUUUUCUCUUAUACAAAGCGUUCACCCUUUUAUUUUCAUUAGGCCUAGUUAGUUAUCAAAGACAAAAAGCUAAAAACAUGACAUUUAACAUUUCAUCCUAAGACCUUAUUCUUCCUUGUAAUUCUUUAUCUUCCUCUUUCCUCUUAUCAAACAGGAGAGAAACCCCACAGAUGCCACCUGUGUCCUUUCGCCUCUGCUUAUGAGCGCCACCUAGAGGCCCACAUGCGCUCCCACACAGGAGAAAAGCCUUACAAGUGUGAGCUGUGCUCCUUCCGCUGCAGCGACCGCAGCAACCUUUCACACCACCGCCGCCGCCGGCACAAGCUCUUACCCAUGAAAGGUGCUCGCUCCUCUCUCUCCCACAAGAAGAUGCUAAGCGUCCUGCAGAAGAAGACCAGCCUGGGCUAUGGUCGCCGGCUCCUCAUCAACUUCAGCCCACCCUCCAUGGUGAUGCACAAGGCUGAGCACCUGGACGACUACUCCCACGAACUGCCCCACCUGCGCCAGGAGACCUACGAUGACCAGGGUGCUGGUGGAGAUGGAAGCUCCAGGGACGACCACCACCAUCACCACCACAACUUGAUCAUGGACAACCCCCUCAACCAGCUCUCCACCCUGGCCGGCCAACUGGCCAGCCUGCCCUCCGAAGCUGAGGGCCAGACCCAACAGCCUCCCAUGUCUCCAGGUACAGAGUCCUGUGUGGACGAGAAGCCCUUCCUCAUCCAGCAGCCUCUCCCAGCCACUGCUUCUGCUGCUGUGUCAGCCAGUGCUGCCCAUGCCUCCUCCUCCCCCAUCACCCCAGAGCCCAGGCCCCCACCACACAGCAACUGCAGCCCCGGGGCAGGUCCCUGCAGCGAGCACAGCGGACGCACAAGUACCCCCAGCAUCACCAACAGCCAGCCCAGCACACCAGCCCCAGGCUUGCCCUCGCUGCAUCAAGACCCCCAGAUGCUGCACCACUGCCAGCACUGUGACAUCUACUUCCCUGACAACAUCCUGUACACCAUCCACAUGGGCUGCCACGGCUACGAGAACCCCUUCCAGUGCAACAUCUGUGGCCACAAGUGCAGGAGCAAGUAUGACUUUGCCUGCCAUUUUGCCAGGGGGCAGCAUAAGCAGUGACUUGUCGCCGGGUCAGUGACAAAGGACUGGAGAUGAUGAAUGAAGGUGUUUUUAUUUAAUUCCAUUUAUUUAUUGCUGUUGAUCUUUCUGAAAUUGGCCUUGAUGUAGCCUUUGCAAAUUCUGUGUAGUGAAUUUGAUUUUACAGGAAAGGAAAUAACAUUUGACAGUGCCCAUGUGUAUGUAAUGUGUAGGGAUGGAGUGGUUUAGAGGUACAACUCACUUGACCUGUUUGAUCAUUAAACAUUCCUUAUGUGGGUUUUUAACAUGAACACUAUUUUCAGCCUUACAAAUGUCCUGUAGUUAUAGAUGAUACUAACAUUUUGUGAGAGUGCUCUUUUAGUGGCUUUAACCAUAACCAACUAAACCAUUUCAGAGUGCAAAGACGGCACCAUUCAUGCUUCCAACAGUGCCUACGAUAUUCACAAUUGCUUAACCUGUACUUAAAUCGACACAUCUGACAUCUUUAUUACAUUUUUUCUGUUUGUUGUCUUUAGAUGAGGGUGUUCUGUUGUCGUUUGUGAUGGAUCUAUACACAGUGCCCUUCCUUAACCAGCAGCUUUUUGCUUAUUGGGUGUUGUUGAAAAUAAAGCAUAACCUAUACAUCAUGUUAUAUUCUGACAUUUAAAUGGCAUAUGUCAUUGUGAGAUCCAACACCUUUACUGUCAAAGCAUUAUCACCAUAUCUCUUUUUUCUCUUUUGUCAAUCCUUUUUAGUACAGAAUUGCCAAGUAGCACCAGAGAUGCCAUGUUUUAGCAUACAUGCUAUGCCUUGGGAUUCCUUCUGUCCUUCUAUAAUCAAGGCAUUGCAUAUUAUGGAUCUCAGUGCUUUCUUAGAUAUUUAUUGAGUAUUGUAAUCUACAUUUCUCGGUCAGAUAGGUGUUAUGUGUCAAUGAAGUUGAAAUUAUACUGAAGUGAAGAUUACUGCCAUAGCAGGGUUGUUUUGUAUUGGAUACUGUCGUGUCUGUUGCAUAGCAACAUUUGUGGAGAACAUAGUUACUGUUUCUAGGACUAAUUGCACGUCACCAUGCUUACAGGCGUCCAAUGAUUGAGGGGUUAUGUAAAGGUAAAGUUAACAGAAAAAAAUAACUUGUAAGGGAGUUUGUUUAAUGUGUUGUAUCUUUAUAGAGCAGGUGAAUGUUGAAGCGUUUUGGCGAUCAUUAUAUCCCCUUGGAUGACAAAUCAUUUUAUGUGAGAGUAAUAUUAACACAUUUCUAAGUAAAAUGUUUUCUAACAGAUCUUUUCUUUGUCUCAACUGUCCUUUGUUCUUUUUCUUGGUAUCUAUGAAUUGACAUGCAGUCAGAAAGCAAAUUUCACAUAUUUGAUCUACAGUGCCUUGCAAAAUUAUUC
This is a messenger RNA of Coregonus sp. 'balchen', 5906 nucleotides long. The record is from the annotation of a GenBank genome assembly. NCBI's taxonomy places the organism in Eukaryota, Metazoa, Chordata, Actinopteri, Salmoniformes, Salmonidae.